GAAAUAUUAGUAUUUAUUAUGUUUAUGUUAUAAAUAUAUCUUAUUCUGUUCGUAAUACGCACUGAAUGAAGAUAAUUAAGAAUGGAGGUUAUCAAGAUGUCAAAGAUUAUAAUUGUUGACGAAAUUCUUUAAAAUGAACAGAAUAUAUCUUGUCGUUGAUGAAACUAGCUCGACAAAGAGAUGUUAAAAUAUUGAAAGCGAUUACGGAAAGUAAUAAUAGAGUGUCCAGAAGUCAAACAUUAUUUUUUAUAACAUUCCUUAUAUCUGUUAAUAAUUUUAUGUCUCUUGUAAUUUGUACAUUGAAGUUUGAUAAAGUGAUAAGGGGAAGAAAUUAAACGUGUAUAUGUUUUACUUAGUAUUAGCGAAACGCUUAACCCUUCUCCUUAGAUUCAAGGGGUUAAUAAGAGGGACUGAACGAAUAUCGUGCUUUCAGUACGCAUCUAGCGCAGAGCUACGUGUAUUAGCACGUCGUUAAACGUUCUUCGUGUCUUUAUCGCAUAGGAGACGAUACUUGCAAUUUAAUGGACGGAUAAGCCGAGAGCAAAUCUUGUACAAACCAAAACUCGUUAAGCAUGUUCACUAAUAUAAUUUGUCAAAAAUAAAUAUCAGAAAACAGUGUGAAGCAUAAGAAGCACAUACGAUGGAUAAAUUGGUGUUGGUAGUGCUGUUUGUUUAUUCAGUGUCAUUUUUACAGUACUGCGAAGCUACUUCGACUCCAAAUCGGGGAUAUGUGUUCACAGCGCCAAAAAGAUUGUUGGCCGGUGAAACCGAAAGCGGAUGUUUAUCUUUACAUAAUUUGGAAUUACCGGCUCAUGUCGUUCUUGAACUAGAGUCCUCGGUAGACGAUCAAAUACUGGCCCGUACCAGCGCUGUCGUAAAAACAGGUACAGAAACAUGCCUACAACUGGCAGUACCUUCGCCUGCUUACAGCGGUGCAAGGCUUCGAUUAAAAAUCAAAUUCGACAAAUAUCCCGAUUAUGCGGUAUCAUCGGAAGCAGCUGUGGAGAUUGAGCUUGAUUCUUUGCUCACCUUCGUAGAAACCGAUAAGUCAACUUACAAGCCUGGUCAAGAUGUCAAAAUUAGGAUUCUUACGCUUAUGCAUGAUUUGAAACCAUGGCAAAAAUCGAUUCCAGAGGUGUGGAUCGAAAGUCCAUCAUUAGUAAGGGUGGCGCAAUGGACGAACGUAAGCACGGAGAACGGGAUGGCUCAGUUGACAUUUCCUUUGUCUCCGGAACCAAGUUUGGGAACGUGGAGAAUAAAAGUAAUGAAGAAGAGACAAUAUCCCGAGUUGAUUCACACUACUCAAUUCGAAGUGGAAAAAUAUGUCCUACCAAAAUUCCAAAUAACUAUUAAUUCACCACAGUACAUCCUUGCAGAUGUGGAGAACGUGACUUGGAACAUCUGCGUCAAAUAUAGUUACGGUAAACCUGUGAAAGGUAAUCUAUUGCUAAAAUUAACUCCGCAAACACCAAGUUGGAGAAGACUACCCAAUCUUCCGGCAAUACGUUAUGAAACAGAACUCGAUAAACCAGAUGGUUGUACAGAAUUUGUUCUCUCUGGAACGGUUCUUGGAUUGGCGCAUUGGAAAACUGACCCGAACAAUAUUGUUCUUAUAGCGGAAUUCACAGAAGCCGGGACUGGUGUAGUAGAAACUACAAUUAGUCGAACCGUGGUGAUGCACGAAGCAUUGAAACUAAAAUAUGAAAAUUAUACGCCUAGAUACUUCAAGUUCGGUUUACCCUAUCAUGGAAAAUUACGAGUUUUACGACACGACGAUACACCUGCACCAAACGAAAAAAUUCAAAUUUGCCUAAAAGUACGUGGAAAAAUCGAAUGGGACAAAGAUGUUGUGGAAUGCCGUGAUUUUAUAUCAUCCACUGAUGGCUUCGUCGACUUUGUCGUACCACCACAGCAUAAAAAUAUCGUUUUGUUGAGUUUCGUUGCCACCGCUGUUGAUUACCCAACAACGUAUUACUCGCCAGAUCAACGUUGGAAAGUUUUGAUGAAUCAACCAUCAGCAUCUGUCACCGUGAAUCCUUGGUAUUCCCCGUCCGAUAGUUACUUAACGGUAGCCCGAGGAAAUCAACCGAUUAUGUGUGGCGAAAAAUAUUCUUUUAACGUUAUGUACACGAUAUCUCCUAACAUGAACGAAUCCAUUUCCUUCCAUUAUUCGAUCAACUCGAAAGGAAGUAUUUUAAUAUAUGGGCACGUGAAACACAAGCCUAAUCGGGACACAGUGUUGAAUUAUUCCGAAUUUCAUAAUUUAUUAGGUUCUAUCACAUCUUCUACCAACAAAACGGAAGAAAAAGCUAUAGUACACAGGUUCCCUCUGAGCGUUAAAGUUACGCCAAGCAUGGCUCCAGUCUCGGAAUUGUUACUUUAUUAUGUACGAUCAGAUGGUGAAAUUGUUGCAACCACUUAUACAAUCGAAGUUGGCCACUGUUUUGAGAAUAAAGUAAAAACUGCGUGGCACACUGAUGUUCAAACACCAGGUUCGACCACCCAGUAUCACGUUGAAGCUGCUCCUGGAUCUCUUUGUGGAAUUUCUGCUGUAGAUAAAUCGACCCUGUUCCUGGGCAAAUCGAAAUCUAAUUUGAUCAGUGCCACUCAAACCUUCGACCAGUUACGAAGGUUCCAUCCAACUCCAGAGCCUCAUUUCCCAUCGGCGGUUCAUUCAAUGGCAUCGGAAGGAAUGAACGAAGAGAUUAAUCAUUUUCCACAGUUUGCCGAAUUGCGACAGAAGAGAAACGCAAAGUAUAACAUAAUAUACAACAAAAGAGUUAACUACGUAGACGCAGUACAAGCUUUCGUCGAUUUUGGGGUGAUUGUAAUGAGUGAUCUCGUAUUACAAACACGACCAUGCCCAUGGAUGUACAUGGAACACACAGACUUUUAUCGUGUAUUUACACAUAUACUGAACUUUCAAUUCCCAAUAGCGGAGUUCGCAGUUGCUGCUGCAGCGAUGGAUCCAGGAGUAGGAUACGUUGACCAAAACCCGUCUCAAACGGCCACACUUAGGUCAUAUUUUCCUGAAACAUGGUUGUGGGAAUUAGUGCCUACCGGAAAAGAAGGUAAAGUAACAAUAGAACGCACGCUUCCGCACACUAUCACCGAUUGGGUUGGAUAUACAACGUGCAUUUCGCCGGUCCACGGUCUUGGAAUAGCACCACCGACUAGCAUAACAGCAUUCCAAUUGUUUUUCCUCGAUUAUAGCUUACCGUACAGUAUAAAACGUGGAGAAAUAAUCCGUUUCAAAGUGUCUCUCUUUAAUUACAUGCAUCACAGUUUACCCGUAAAAAUCAAAAUGGAGGAAGUUGAUGGAAUUGAUUUGCAUUUGUCACACCCUACCGCCUCGUUUUGCGUAAAACCACGAGAUAGCAUUGUUCACCAAUACAUUCUGAAACCGCGAGUAAUCGGAGAAGUUAACAUAACAGUUGCUGCUUUUAUAGACAUUGAUUACCCGGAACAAUGCGGCCCAGAGACUGUGGGAUUUACGCGGGACGUAAUCAUGAAACCGAUUCUAAUUCUACCCGAAGGUUUCCCCGUGGAAGAAACUCAAUCUACGUUGAUUUGCCCGAAGGAUUUCAGCGAUGAUUCCGCGUUUAUGUGGGAAUUAACAUUGCCCGAAGACGCAAUACCGGACAGCGGAAGAGCGUACUUAAAUUUGAUAGGAGACAUCUUAGGUCCGGCUCUUGAGAAUUUAGAUAAACUUGUCCAGUUACCGAAAGGUUGUGGUGAACAAAAUAUGGUACGAUUCGUCCCAAAUAUCCACGUGAUUAAAUACCUGGAUGUGAUCGGAAUCGAUAACUUUGAACUUCGAGCAAAAGCUAUCAGAAACAUGGAGAAAGGAUAUCAAAGAGAGAUAACGUUCAAGCAUCUGGAUGGUUCUUAUUCAGCGUUUCAACAUAGCAAAAGCUCCAUAUGGCUAACUGCGUUCGUAUUAAAAUCAUUCGCUCAGGCUGCUAGUUUGAUUCAUAUUGACGAACAAGAUCUUAAGCUAUCUGUUAAUUGGAUUACGUCGCAACAGCUGGAGAAUGGUUGUUUUCCAGUAAUAGGUACUGUCUUCCACAAAGAAAUGAAGGGUGGUCUCCAAGAAUAUGAUAGUUCAUCGUCAGCAAUAACAGCAUAUAUCCUAAUUUCUUUGCUUGAAUCUAAUGUUCCUUUGUCACCGUCUGUUGUUAACAAUGCCCUUAAUUGUUUGGAAAAGGGAAUAACUAAUGGCCACGAUAAUUUGUAUACUAUGGUUCUUACUACAUAUGCAUUAGCAUUGUUAGAACAUCCAAAAGCUAAUUCCAGCAUGAGAUCUCUGAUGAAUCUUGCUACACGCCACAAAAAUCUAGUUUGGUGGGAAGAUAAAACUAAACUUUCAGUUGGUCUAAGCAUCGAAAUGACUGCGUAUGUGAUUCUUACUUUACUAAAACUAGGUGGUGAACAUUUAAUUGAAGCCUUGAAAGCUGUUCGCUGGAUAUCAAAGCAAAGAAACGCUGAGGGUGGAUUUACGUCUACCCAGGAUACGGUGCUUGGACUAGAAGCCCUUACAAAAUACGCUAUGACUAUACACCAUGGUAAUACCGAUUUAUCUGUUCUCGUCACUGCUAAAGGAGUGGAUUAUGUCUACAAACUACAUAACGAAAAUCGUGUAAUUCUUAAGCAAAUUCGUUUAACUGUUCUACCAACUAUAGUAGAAAUCUUUGCUCAAGGCGAAGGGUGUGUUUUAAUGCAGAGUAAUCUGAAAUAUAAUGUCCCACACAGUACUGGUUCGGACGCUUUCGAUCUUUCAGUCAGAGCUCGUUCUGUUACUUAUGGAAGCGAAUGCUCGUUACAAGAAAUUACAGUCUGUAGUCGAUAUAAACUGGCAGAUGAGGAAAGUAACAUGGCUUUACUCGAAGUUGGAAUGAUAAGUGGCUAUGUGCCUGAUCCAACGAGUCUUCAGUCGUUAUUGGAUCCAUCUUCAAAAGUGAAACGAUUCGAGGAAGAUCAAGAUAUUGUUACCAUUUAUUUCGAUAAAUUGACUGGGCAAAAAACUUGCAUAUCGUUUAAAAUAAUACAGGAAUACUUUGUUGAUCAUCUUAAACCAGCAAACGUGAGACUUUACGAUUACUAUCAGCAGGAACUUACCGUGUUCACUAAUUAUACAAUCGCUUCGAUUUGUAGCAGCGCGAAACCGGUCGACGAGCAAACAACGCCAAAUCAAUUGGCUACUAUGAAACAAUACAAAGAAUUUAAUACAAGUCCGGCGAAUUUCUCUUUCGUCGUCAUCAAUCAGGAGCUAGCAGUUCCAGAUGGAAUGGAGGGACCAGUCCCAGUUUAUAUGAAGCCAAACACCUAUGAUUACAAAACAGAAAUGGCUAUCACCACCAAUGGAUUGUCCGAUUUAACGUCGACAUUUUCACUGGAAAACCAAACUGUACCAUCCAUACAAGAGGAGGACGAAGACUCUACAGAGCGCCAACGGGAGAAAACCAAUCUUGUCCUGUAUGCAUGCAGUUACCGUCAAACAUUAGCGACAUUUAUUGUUCGGCAAGUAGCGCGGUUAAAGUAGCAGUUAGACGACUUCGUAAAGUGAGAUUGCUGCUGGACUUGCAUGCAUCCCGAGAAGUUCAACGUCUUCGUACAACGAUCGAGUUUACUUUGAACCCGAAUUGCUCCUGUUCACAAUUAGAUAAUCCUGGAAAUUUAGCCUUAAUCAUAAACAAGGACAAUGACUUUCUUGCAUCCGGAGAUCAAACGCAAAUACUGAACGAUUCGUUUCAUAUAUAUGGUUUACCAAUGGUAAGCGGUGUACCAUGUAAAUUGGCGGAGGCACGCGCCUCCUGCUACAACGAAGAGAACAUUCAAUGCACGUAUGAAGAUCCCUUGGUUUAUGGUUAAAUUUAGCAUUUUUUUUUUUUUUUAUCUACUUUAAUGUCACGCAAAAUGUUUGAAACCAAAUGUGUAAAUUUCUAUUAUAAGGAUAUAAUACUUAUAAGGAUAUAUAUAUAUAUUUUUUUUAACUAAACUAAUUUCGCGCAGAGUAUAUACACGAUUUCUUCUUUUAUCAUUUUCCUGUUUUUUUCUUUUUUUUUAUCUACAAGUAUGUCAGAUACAUAAUAUAUAAGUAAUCAUAGAAUAAGUUACGUAUGCACUAUGCCCACGUGAAAACAUAAACGAAUAUCAUCAUCAUCGCAAUUAGUUAUAUAUCAGGGAAUGAAAGGUUCCUUUGUUUUUAAACAGAUUGUGAAUAAAGUUUUCAGUAUAUAGUAAAUUGAUUGAUUUACUUCUUCAUGAUUUACUCCUUCGUAAUAUAUAUAUAUUGAUAUAUAUUGACAAGUGAACACGCAAAGAAGCGAAUGUUGGUUUUUUGUUUGUUAUACUUUUAUUUAUUAUCUUUGCAUCUGAUUUGCUACUGAAAUAAUUAUUACAAAUUAACAAUCACCUCUCAAACUUUUACUACAUUAAAUAUUAUUUUAUUACAGCAGAUUUUACGGUUAUCUAUUUUAUUAUUAUGCUCUUUUUAUUUAUUACUAUACUCUAAGUAUUUGUCAUUUAAUGCUGAGAGAAUUAAAGCAUAUUUUCUUUCUUUUUUUGCGCAACAACAAAGCAUAUUGACUACAAGUCAUCGCUUUGUUUCUUUCUCCCUUCUUUAUUUUUAUUGUUAUUUAUAUUAUUUACGACAUUCGCCUUCAGCAUUAAAUACCAAAUCGCAUUAUCACUGGAAAUGUAUUAGCUAUUUGUCCACAUUUGUAAAUGGUAAAAUGUUUACUCAAAAUAAAUAAGACUAUUUGCAUUGUUCGCUAGAGAAACUAUCUGUCGCGAUGCUCCACUAAAAUAAAAUGCAUAUCUAACUUGUAUCAGGAAUGGAAAGGAACAAUUUUUAAAUGUCUAUAAAUUGGCAGUAGCGUUUUCAGUUCAAUUGGCGUCGUCUCCAAAUAUUUGAAUUAUACUAUUAUAAAAUGGAUACUUUUUUUUUUAUUUUUAUAAUUAGUACAACACCAUUUAUCCGCACCGAAUAAACAAUGU
This is a messenger RNA of Heterotrigona itama, 6999 nucleotides long. The record is from the annotation of a GenBank genome assembly. NCBI's taxonomy places the organism in Eukaryota, Metazoa, Arthropoda, Insecta, Hymenoptera, Apidae.